AUGGUUGGAGACAUGCUGAUCUACUACCUCCAGGCCAUCGCUAGAUCACUCAAAGUCACCAACAGCCAGCUGAGACUGCAGCUGCAGACCGAGAGGACAGACGACAAGAAGAAAGUAUUUCAGUUAGCUGCAGCGCGUCUGCAGGCACCUGAGGGCAGCGAUAAAAAGCCGGAACAAGAGAGCGACAUUACUAGUAUGGAGUCGUCCGCCCGCUCAGCCUCUCCUCAGCGCCGCAACGGUAGCGUCACCAACUUCGAAUCUCCCGUCCGCAUCGGCAACAGCAUCCGAACCAUAACGCAGUCGGCUUCACGGCCGGACAUCGCUAGAGCCGCCGGAGCGACUCGGAGCCCCUCUGUUACCGUGCAGCAGAAACACAAAGCAGAGCCUGUGGCCAGUAGUGCUUUCAGAAUGUACAGCAACCCCUCAGUUCCUCAAAGACAAGUACGACGAGUGGAGUACAUACCCAUCAGGCAUUCUGGGUACUUGGGCAGCACCAGCGGUUCCUGCAGCUCCAAGUCCUACCACAACAUGGCCUACAACCCGUGUGCACGGUAUGCCGAAAACAUCCACUCCGAUCCGCCGUUUCGGAAGACCCUCCAGCCUAUACGCAACGAGCCCGGUGUAAUCACGGCUCAGAGCUACGCGGGCCGCCGGGCACAUACGACACGCUACAUCAUCGUCAACGAACACGAAGCUCGCAAGAAGCUCAUGCGCUCAAAUACACGCAUACCGAGACAUUACCGCCUCGCGGACGAACCGACAGAGAUCGUAGAGCUUUAUCCACGCAACGUGAAGUGCUACAUUCCUCGUACUCCUCACCGAAGCCACCAGCCACACCUCAGUGAGGAAGAGGAGGAGGAAGAGGAAGAUCCGAAGAGCAGCACGAAGAGGGGGUCGUCCAAACAGUCGAACCGUCCAAGAUCGCUGUCGGAUAUCCAUCAGACCGCACGAUUCUACAUUGGCGAUACGAUAAACAGUCAGUUGUCUAUGGAGCAGGGUUUAUAUGGCGAUCAAGAAGAUGACUGGGGAAACGACCCUCAAACAAACAUCCGAGGCCCAGAGUCGGCUCACAGGUACGGCGACCCAUACAUCAAGCACAAGACCAAGCAUAAAGUGGAGCCGUCGCUGACCGAGUCGGAUUCGGCAUCGCUGGCAUCCAGUAGUGACCAACAAAACAGCAGCACUGACCAAUACAUCCAAGUCAUUCACAACAAAGAGAAGUACCUGAAGUCGAGUGCCAAGCUGACCAAAAAGAAAUCCAAGAACAGCGUUAAAUUCAAUGUGUCUGGUACUAAUGAUCUUGUCUGCUCCAACGUUUAA
This is a messenger RNA of Sinocyclocheilus anshuiensis, 1320 nucleotides long. RefSeq names its product transmembrane channel-like protein 3. The record is from RefSeq and is a predicted model, not a curated record. The transcript has 6 exons. NCBI's taxonomy places the organism in Eukaryota, Metazoa, Chordata, Actinopteri, Cypriniformes, Cyprinidae. Bases 1 to 1320 code for a protein of 439 amino acids.